AUGAGUGCAAAUGCUCUUGGUUUAACUAUGGAGAGCAAUGAGAUCAGAAUUUUAGAGCCAUUUGAUACUUCUAUCAAGUUCUCAACUGCCUCUGGGAAGAAAAAUAUCUAUGUUGCAGUUUCAGAUAUAUUCAUGAAUUUUUCUUUCAGCACAUUACAACUAUUCUUAGCAGUUGAGGAGGAUAUAUUAAGGUUCCUGAGGAUGACAUCCAGGAAAAUGAUGGUUUCCUGCUCCGAUUUUGACAAGCUUGACACAUUUCAAAGUACCCACAACAACCAAACAUAUGCAUUUUGGAGACCGCAUGCACCACUUGUUUAUCAGUCAGUUUAUCACGUCUUGAAAGAGGGAAGGAUAAAUACAGAUGCCACUGCAACAGUAAGUGUUGUAUCAGAUGAAGAGAUCCAAAAGCUUGUGGCAAUGGGUUUUGAUAAGGAAGCUCAUGAUAUAUUUGGUGAUGUGGAUGAGCUGUUGAGGGAACGCAAGUUUUUUGUAGAUAUACUAAUGAUGGAAGUAGCUAACAAAGGAAAUGGAAGAAGCCUCAUGAAAUAG
Molecule: messenger RNA, 549 nt
Organism: Lactuca saligna
Lineage: Eukaryota; Viridiplantae; Streptophyta; Magnoliopsida; Asterales; Asteraceae
Source: the annotation of a GenBank genome assembly